GCCCAAAAAGAACGAUUCCUUCACGUCCGACACCGUGCGCGGAACCAAAAACCAAGGCACCGGCACCCCACGGAAGAAAAGAAAAUCCGCCUCCGUUCCGUAAAACCCAUAGUCUCAUUGACUCUUCCCUCCUUCCCAUAAUCGCAUUUGCCUCGCCGAGGUUACACACCCACCACACGCACCCCGCCACUCCCCGUCCCCUCAUGUUGAACCAUUCCGAUUCCCGUCCCCCUUUCCUCCACGGCCCGACCCACGCCGCCGAGGGCUCGUUGCCAUCGCCUGCGUCGGAGCCGAGGGACUGGGGGACCGCACAGAGGAUGGACGCGCCGUCGUCGUCGGGGCGGCCGACGACGCCAAGGCGGCCGCUGCAGGGCCAGCGCCCGCCGCGGCUCAACGUGAGGAUGGAGUCGCACACCGUCAAGAAGCCCUCGGGGGCGGGGGCGGGGGCGGGGGCGCCAGCGCAGGCGCAGGGGCUGGGACGGCGGGAGCCCGGGCCGCCGCCGCGGGCGCCGGUGAUCAUCUACGACGCGUCGCCCAAGGUCAUCCACGCCAAUCCCAGCGAGUUCAUGGCGCUCGUGCAGCGGCUCACCGGCCCGGGCUCCGGCGGCCCGUCGCCGGCUGAGGCGCAGCAGGAGUACCAUACGGACGAGGCCGUGCUGGGACAGGCGCCGUUCCUGCCGCCGGAGCUGCUGCUGUCGCCGUCGACCGCGAUGUCCCCCGCGGCGCGGCUCGCGACCAUCGAGAGGUCCGUCCGGCCGACGCCCGCGCCGGCGCCGGACUACGUGGACGUCCCGGAUGGCAGCGGGGUCGACGACGGAACCCUCGCGGCGGUUCUCGGGCCUGCGCGGCAAGGCAUCCUGUCCCCGCUACCGUCGUCGCUGCCGCCGGCCGCAGCGUCCGGGCUGUUCUCGCCACCGCCGUUCGACCCGAGCUGCAUCAGCUGGCUGAACGAGCUCAGCCCGAUCCUCAGAGCCGCCUCCACGGCCGGCGCCCCACCGUCCGGCUUCUGCGGCGGCGGCCCGAGCAACGGCGCAUCUCGGCCUCUUCCGUCCUACUACGCCGACCCGUUCGUCCCCAGCCCCCGCAACCUGCUCGCCACGCCCACCGUGCCGUCGCCGACGACCUGCGCGGAGUUCUUCGGCAGCCUGCCGGAUCUUUAGAUCGCCGCCGCCGCGUCCGUCCAAGACAGCUGCAGCAGCGGCCGGAACUUAGCUACAUUUUCUCACUUCUUUUCUUGCGACAUUCUUUUGUUCUGGAGGAUAAGGCGAAAGGUGGUGAGCCUGGCACUGAUGCUGAUUUGAUUAGUGCUACGUUUUAUUCUUGCUGAUUGUUCUUGGGCAACCACUAGGCAGCAGGGAGGGAGAAAGGGACCGGAAAACUAUCGCGAAAGCAGUGGCAAAGUGGUUAGGACUAGAAGAAAGCCGGCCGCCCAGCACUUUGUUUAAUUCUUCUUUUCUUUUGGUUUACAUCUCCUGCGUAGACCAAGGAAAUGAUUGCUUGUUUAAUUGAGGAUUUUUUAAUUCUUUA
Molecule: messenger RNA, 1527 nt
Organism: Phragmites australis (common reed)
Lineage: Eukaryota; Viridiplantae; Streptophyta; Magnoliopsida; Poales; Poaceae
Product: leucine-rich repeat extensin-like protein 5
Exons: 1
Coding region: 204-1160 (318 amino acids)
Cellular component (GO): nucleus
Source: RefSeq, a predicted model, not a curated record